Messenger RNA from Racocetra fulgida, 409 nucleotides. NCBI's taxonomy places the organism in Eukaryota, Fungi, Glomeromycota, Glomeromycetes, Diversisporales, Gigasporaceae. The record is from the annotation of a GenBank genome assembly.
ACGAUGACUUUUCUAAUGAACAUAUUGCUGCUUCAUCAUCAAGUGGCAAUGUUUGUGAUGGCACCGAAGUAAAAAGAAAACGGAUAGACGAAGGCGUUGGUUCAACAUAUCCAGUAACUUUCAUUUGUAAUGAGCUUGUAAAAAAUACAAAAGCCAAAAAUGAUGAACUUAGGAAUCUUUUUAUUCGUAAUGAUCUUAUUACCGCUGAAGGAAAGUUUACUAUUCAAAAACCAGAAUUGGUUAAUUUGCCAAUACUGAGUGGUAACAAUCUUCAACUUCGUUUCCAUACUAAUGAAGAUAAACUACCAUUUAUAUAUAGAAAAAAUUGCAUUAAAAUCUUUAAUAGAGUCAUGGAUUUAAUCGAAGAAACAAAUAGUCUAUAUAUACACGGUCCUUCUGGUUCAGGAAA